AUGGUGAGCCAGACUCUAAUGAACGCCACUCAAAUGCUGCUCCGCGAGGACGAGACCAGCGUUGUAUUAGACUUGAUCAUUGAAGAGCCCACGUUGGUCCUCCCAUUGAGCUCGGAAGGUGCUCCUCAUGUUAAAGUCACUGCAGAUAUGCUGCGGCUUGCCCACUUUCCAUCCAGUGUAAACGUAUUUCCGAUUCACAAGGUCGACUCGCCGCACUGCACGCGACUCCAGUCCGGAUGCGCCAGGACACAGCGUCAGAUCUUCACGAGCUCCAGCAGCACGUCCGGGCUCCAGUUGCGGCCGCUAUCGGGCAGCAAGUCCUCUCCAUUGACCUUCACGUCCUGCAGGUCCGUGAUGGGCGGCGGCAGGACUUCUGUUCCGAAAAGGGCUGCUGCAGCUGCAACGAUGCAUGCUGGAACGCGACGACAAGGUCAUGUGUACGGUGGUCGGCCUUUUUGUAGCAACACGUGGGAGAUGAAACGGACGUAUUUUAGCCAAUGGGAGAGUACAUAUGGGGAAGAUACGGGAAGAUUCGUUGAGGACGAGAAAGAUACCUAA
Molecule: messenger RNA, 558 nt
Organism: Phytophthora infestans T30-4
Lineage: Eukaryota; Oomycota; Peronosporomycetes; Peronosporales; Peronosporaceae
Exons: 3
Coding region: 1-558 (185 amino acids)
Source: RefSeq, a predicted model, not a curated record